GCCCGAGAGAUAGUAAAUAUGUGGUUUGUGAAAAAACUAGUAGUUGCAGAGUGACCUUCUAUAGUGUUUUGACCAAGCUGUGUAUAUUGCUUUAUCGUCUGUCAUGACCCGCAACGUGCCCGCGUUGCCAAGAAUGUGGAUGAACCGAGUAAGCAGAGGACGAACUAGCACGACGGCCCGCUCAUGUCAUGCUAUGAGUUUACAUGGACGUCAAAUCGCCAAGUGCCGCGCUUCCGUGGAGCGGCAGCGUUCCCCCCUGUAUCUCGCUACCGUCAUUUGCCAUUAUUUCUAUCGAAGCAUCGAAGAAUGCCAGCGGAAAGCGAGCUGCAUGAAGAGCGGAAAUUUCGACGGAUCACGACCCCACUGCGAGCUAAUCCGCGUCGAGCCUGAGCUCCCAGGAAUCCGUGUUUUGACAGCGUGAUGCUGAAACUUGGUGUUUAUUGCUGGCCCCAGCAGGCCAAGUCUAGGUCGUUUACGACUUUGGCGUGAUUGGCUGGACCCGCCGUGUUUCAUCCUUCCCAUGUGUGCCACCAGGCUGCACAAGCGCCACUACCCUUCUUAUAGCCUAGG
Bipolaris sorokiniana ND90Pr is the source of this 570-nucleotide messenger RNA. RefSeq lists its product as uncharacterized. The transcript has a single exon. The coding region runs from base 104 to 421 and encodes 105 amino acids. The record is from RefSeq and is a predicted model, not a curated record. NCBI's taxonomy places the organism in Eukaryota, Fungi, Ascomycota, Dothideomycetes, Pleosporales, Pleosporaceae.